AUGGCGGGGAUCCUGGAAGAUGAUCCCAUUUGCGUCUCCCUUCAGGUCGCCUUUCUCGACGAUGAGCCGGAAUUUGAAGCCAUUUCCUAUGUCUGGGGUGACCCGACCUCAAGGGAAAAUAUCUACUGCGAUGAUGUCUGCAUCAGCGUCACGGCGAACCUCCACGCUGCUCUUCACAACUUCAGGCUCGAAGAUAAACCUCGCAGGCUGUGGGCAGACGCUUUAUGCAUCAAUCAAGAGGAUUUGGAUGAGAAAUCAUUCCACGUGCAGAUGAUGCACACUGUAUAUCAAUCCUGCGUUAGGUGCCUGGUCUGGCUCGGCGCUCCCGACGCGCAUUCUGACACUGCGCUGGCCUUGGUUCAGGCAAUCACUCGACUCUACGCCCAGCAUCUGGGCAUCGCGGUUGAUCAGGCCGACCGUCAUCUGGACCAACAUGGAAGAGAUCCCAUGCUGGCUCAGAAAAUCGGCUUUGAUGGCCUACCACCCAAAGACUCGGAGCAAUGGAGCUCGCUAUUCCAGUUCCUUUGCCGGCCAUGGUUCUCUCGCGUGUGGGUCAUCCAAGAAGCCUACUUCUCCGGAGAUGUCCUCUUUUUCUGCGGGAACAGAACGACGACAUAUGCACCACUUUACUUCGCUGCGGACUGGGGUCUCGUAAACCGGACAAGGGUGGGUUACAAUAAAACCUACGAUCCAGCCGAUUACUCCAGUUCCAUGUGCUUCAACGUCAUGAAGAUGAGGCCCGACAAGUGGACCCGCGAGAACCAGUCGCUUGACAGUCUUCUCGACGGAUGCAAAAGGUUCGGCGCUACAAACCUCCGUGACAAGGUGUAUGCCUUGAUGCAUCUCCCCGCAUUCAAGAGAGAGUAUCCCGAUAUCCAGCCAAAUUACCGAGUCUCGGUUGAGGAAGCGUAUGUCGAUGUGACCAUGGCAUCGAUCCGCCGAAAUAAAGACCUCGUUAUUCUUACGCGUGUUGAUCGAGAAUUAGGAGACCAGACCCCAGCUCUUCAACUGCCUUCCUGGGUGCCCCGGUGGAAUAGAGGUGACGAGACGAGCAGCGCAUCAACGACAUGGUACAAUUUUUAUACUGCAGGGAAGACUAAGCCGUCUGCAGAGGCUUCUUCGUCACCGUUUUGUGCUGAACUUCUCUCCAGGCACAGGCUGCAGGUAGCGGGGUUCGAGUUCGACAGAGUGGAAGAUGUCGCCGAGUUGACUUUUUUCCGCGGUUAUAAUGCUAUUCCCCCAGCCAAGCCACACUUCUCUCCUUUGCGACCAUGGAAACGAUACGAUCCUAGUUCAGAAACGGGGCCAUAUGCUACUGCACCGGCCAUCAUUGACGCCUACGCCAUGACAAUGACGGCCAUGUGUCGCGAGUUUGAAGGAUUCUACGCUCUCCACUGCGCACCGGAAAAUGAAGGCCACCACAGGUCCGACUUCGUGGCCUGGCUACAAUGGCUGCGACGCCCGGACGUGGAGGAGUAUUUGCGCGAAGGGGACAGUCACCAUCCUCCAGGCCUUUACUCCGACGAAAGGCCGUUCUUAGAUGACACAACGGAGGAAGAGCUGGAAGUGUUCUACACGAGGUACAACAGGAUGGUGAGGAUGUACAAUCUAGGGCGGAGAUUGAUAAGAACUCGCAGUGGGUACUUGGGGACUGGUUCGCAUGAGCCGCAGAUGGGAGAUCUCAUCUGCAUUUUCUUUGGGAGUGCGGUUCCGUUCAUCUUACGGCCGAGAGAGGACGGCGAUGGGUUUAUCUUGGUGGGGGAUGCUUACGUUCAUGGCAUCAUGAAUGGUGAAGCCUUGGAUGCGCUGGACAAUGACUCAUUUACGAAGAGGAACUUCAUCCUUCACUGA
Clonostachys byssicola is the source of this 1851-nucleotide messenger RNA. NCBI's taxonomy places the organism in Eukaryota, Fungi, Ascomycota, Sordariomycetes, Hypocreales, Bionectriaceae. The record is from the annotation of a GenBank genome assembly.